GACUCAAUUAUAUAUAUAUAUAUAUAUAUAUAUAUAUAUUGAUAUAUGAAGAGCAAGGAUAAUGGAGACAAUGGAUGGUUGCUCCACAAGGUACUGUUACUACUGCACCUUGGCAAGGACUAGGAGUCCUUAAAUUAAGCGAGAGAAGGGUUUUGUCCUCAUCUUGAGGUUUAACCAUAUGGUAUGGCAGUUUGGGCUUUCCACAGGCACGUGAUUGAGGGGCUUAAGUAGGGAUUUUGUCACCCCAUAAGCAAGCAAGAAAACAAGCAGCAAGCUUGGGGUGAUGUAUAAACGAGAGACACUUCAACAAUUAAUUAGUCUGGCUUUAGUUUUAGUUAUUUUCUGAGUUCUACUUUCUCUACUUUUUCACUUUAUCUAUUUUUUCGCUUUUAAAAGCCCACCAACACUCCAUGUGCGCAUCAUCUUCCCCACCACCCCAUAAUGCUUGCUGCUCUUUUACAAGGGAAGCAUCUUCUUUUUUAGAGAGAGAGAGAGAGGGAGAGAAUUGCAGUUUUAAUCAUGGAGGUUCUACUGGCAUUUGCAUGUGCAUCAAUCACCCCGGCCCACUUACAAUAUUCUGUGUAUCCACCACUUGGUCUCAUCCCCUCAAUUCAAUAUUGAGCCCCGCAUACUCUCUCUCACUCACUCUCUCUCUCUCUCUCUCUCUCAUCCUCACUUGGCUGAGUUUUUCGUGUGAAAAAUCUGCCCGCCUGGAAUUGAUCUAGCAGUUGAUGCAUUAUCUGCAUGCAGCCUGAGAUGAGUAGCACAGAACCUUGCAGUCGAUCUUGGUCUAUAAGCGAGGACUCGCUUAGAAGGUACGUGUACUUUGCAAGUGAAAGCUGCAUACAGGAAUUACUGCUAUCAGCUUCAGAUGCCAACAAGCAGGUCGAGAAUGGGGAUGGAAAUGGGAAUGGGAGUGAUGCUUGGAAGGUUCUGGCAGUGGACAACGGGGUAGAGAUAUCAAAACGCAGAUCGGGCUCACUUCACGUCUUUCGUAGCCGUUGGCUCGUCACUUCUGUCUCGUCCCACCAGUUCAUUACUGUCGCCAACGCCAUUGAUGCUGCUAAACAAUGGGAUCCAGAUUUGGUGGAAGGAAGGUAUAUAAAAGAUCUGGAAGAUAACCUCAGCAUCAUCCGUCUCAGGUUUGGGGACAGCUCUAAACCUCUUUUCCGAAACAGAGAAUUCAUCGUCUACGAGCGACGCGAAACUAUGGACGAUGGCACCCUGGUUGUGGCAGUAGCUUCACUCCCAAAGGAGAUAGCAGCUGGGUUGCAUCCAAAGCAAAAUAAUUCAAUCAGAGGGCUGUUGUUGCAGUCGGGAUGGGUGGUGGAGAAGCUUCAAGAUGACUCCUGCAUGGUUACUUAUGUUAUUCAGCUAGAUCCAGCAGGAUGGCUGCCAAAGUGCUUCGUGAAUCGACUCACCACGAAGCUUGUUAUGAUCAUCGAAAACCUUACUGCUCAAGCCCAAGCUUGUCCAAGCUCUAAUGCUAGCUGAUACUUGCGAUUAAUUAGAUUCUGUAAAAUUAUCAAAGGAACAGAUCCCAGCAGAGUCUUUUAUAGCCAUGCCAUCAUAAUAGUUGAACACCAUGCAAUACCUAUUCUCUCUCUCUCUCUCUCUCUCUCUCUCUCUCUUCCUCUCUCUCUCUCUCUCUCUCUCUCUCUCUCAGGCUAGCCUGGCGGGGCAAUUGAUUGUAUAUGUUGGUGUGUUCAUGGGAAUACUUUCAAUCCCUUUUCUCGUUCUGUUUAUUUAUGGACAAAGUUGAAUGGAGAAAAGACCUCUGCAUAUCUAAGGAGGAUGUCACGACUGACCAAGUUUCGAAA
Malania oleifera is the source of this 1820-nucleotide messenger RNA. RefSeq lists its product as uncharacterized. Gene Ontology annotation, molecular function: lipid binding. The transcript has 5 exons. Lineage: Eukaryota; Viridiplantae; Streptophyta; Magnoliopsida; Santalales; Ximeniaceae. Bases 745 to 1494 code for a protein of 249 amino acids. The record is from RefSeq and is a predicted model, not a curated record.